AUGCCAUCUCAACCACCCUUCGCACCUCAUGGGUCACUGCAGGAUCUUGAGGAUACUUUGUUCCUUGAAAACAUGCCCAUGGAGUUCAACUCCCUCCACAAGCGCGCCUCUACUUUGAUAUUCUCAAUCGACGUGUCUCGAAUUGGGGACCAAGAUCAUUCAAUCGACGUUAAACGUCUAAGUCUGAAUUUAAAGUCAUUAAUAUCUUCAGAAGAUAUCUUGGCCUAUGCAACAGCUAUCGAUAGAUGGUCGAGGGCAGUUACUCCCAUCUUUAAAUCUAGUCGUUCACGUUCUUCAUCUUCACCACCUUACCAAAUUGCAACAGCAUUUAUGAUCAAGCGAAUUUGCGUGCGUCUUGGUCUUCCAGGGAUCACAGUUAAUGAGCAUGAGAUCACAGCUCUAUGCGCUGUACUACUUGAGUUUGGAGUCGAGAUUAUAGAGCCGAAAAACGAGAACCAAGCUUUCAAGCGGGUAGAUGACGGUUUAGUAACAGGUCUGUUUCUCGUAACCCAAAGAUGUCCUGAUGAAAAGACGAAAAGCAGAGCAUUAGAACUGCUGUGGAACCAUGAAAGGCGUGGCAAUCUUUACUAA
This is a messenger RNA of Botrytis porri, 591 nucleotides long. RefSeq lists its product as uncharacterized. The coding region runs from base 1 to 591 and encodes 196 amino acids. The transcript is spliced from 2 exons. NCBI's taxonomy places the organism in Eukaryota, Fungi, Ascomycota, Leotiomycetes, Helotiales, Sclerotiniaceae. The record is from RefSeq and is a predicted model, not a curated record.